AUGGAAGAAGACUACUACUCUAUCACUGCGAUCCUCGCGGAUAACCACAAACUGUCGUGUACUUUUGCCCAGGAUGUAGAGGGUCUGGGCUAUCUCGAAGGCGGCAGCGACCCCAACAUUCAAGAGGGUGCCAAAGUCGAGUUGCCUUUUUGGCUUGCCGCUUACCCCAUGCUAAUUAGUGAAUUCACAACAUUCAUCAUCCCCCUCCCUUACUCGUCACGCGUCAAAGAUGCUUUGAUAGCUUCAGCAACCAGCGUCAAGCUGUCUAACCUGGUCGGGGGCAACGGCUGGUGGUACAGAUUAGGCAAAAGACUUGUGGACAUCCUUGAGGAUGCGCUGGCCAAUGAUAUACGGAACAUGCUACUAAAGGCAUUUGCGGGGAGAUUGCCCAUCCUACAAGAUCUGGCGGCGCACCAUGCCUCUGCAGAUCAUACAUUACCAGAAAUCAGUUCGACCCGAGGGGAGAUCUUCAGAGAUGGUAUGGAAGGAGAUGAGAGGGAGCUGUUUGCCAUUGGGCAAGAUUCGGGCAGACUAUACAAGGCGUGGUAUGACAGGAAGAAAGGUGGAAGAUAG
Cryptococcus wingfieldii CBS 7118 is the source of this 573-nucleotide messenger RNA. RefSeq names its product DNA replication complex GINS protein PSF3. Bases 1 to 573 code for a protein of 190 amino acids. Gene Ontology annotation, cellular component: GINS complex. The record is from RefSeq and is a predicted model, not a curated record. The transcript is spliced from 6 exons. Lineage: Eukaryota; Fungi; Basidiomycota; Tremellomycetes; Tremellales; Cryptococcaceae. Gene Ontology annotation, biological process: mitotic DNA replication initiation.